Molecule: messenger RNA, 474 nt
Organism: Phytophthora nicotianae INRA-310
Lineage: Eukaryota; Oomycota; Peronosporomycetes; Peronosporales; Peronosporaceae
Exons: 1
Coding region: 1-474 (157 amino acids)
Source: RefSeq, a predicted model, not a curated record
AUGAAUAAAGGUGAGGUGGUGAUUGCAAUCCUGGUUAUGAUUGCUUCCUGCUGCUACAGCUACACUGAAGCGAAAUCCUUCAGUCGCAGAAGGAACCUGCGGGAUCUUUCGAGCGAUACUGCUACCCAGGGAACAAAUGUUGACGAAGAAGAGAGAGGGGGCGGAAACGUGUUGAGCACACUUUUUAAGAAGGCGGACAAUUUCAGCAAGAUCAAAACAUCCCAUGGGAAAGCCGCAGACCUGAGCACGAUUAGAUCUUUUGCGGAAAAGGAUGAUGAACUGAGUAAACUCAAAAGCCUGCCAUCGAAAAAAUCCUUUAAGCUCACGAAACAAGACAUCACCAACGUUCGACAAUUUGGUGAAAACGAUCCAGCGAAAUUUAAAAAAAUGGUGGCCAUUUGGAGUUUACAUGGACUUGGAACAGCCGCUGUUCUUGUUCUUCUGGUAAUGCUGAGUCGCGGUGGCGAACGUUAA